Messenger RNA from Triplophysa dalaica, 1315 nucleotides. RefSeq names its product gamma-aminobutyric acid type A receptor subunit rho2a (gene gabrr2a). The record is from RefSeq and is a predicted model, not a curated record. The transcript is spliced from 8 exons. Gene Ontology annotation, molecular function: neurotransmitter receptor activity; GABA-A receptor activity; extracellular ligand-gated monoatomic ion channel activity. Gene Ontology annotation, biological process: signal transduction; regulation of membrane potential; chemical synaptic transmission. The coding region runs from base 77 to 1285 and encodes 402 amino acids. Gene Ontology annotation, cellular component: neuron projection; membrane; GABA-A receptor complex. NCBI's taxonomy places the organism in Eukaryota, Metazoa, Chordata, Actinopteri, Cypriniformes, Nemacheilidae.
GAAGCCACCAGACGUGACGAAAUCACGAAAACUGAAAACAGAACAGUUAUUGAAAGUGGAUGAUCAUGACUUCACUAUGAGACCAGCAUUUGCAGGUCCUGCUAUUCCGGUUGGAGUUGAUGUGCAAGUGGAAAGUUUGGACAGCAUUUCCGAAGUCGACAUGGACUUCACUAUUACAUUAUACCUGAGACAUUAUUGGAAGGAUGAGCGCCUGUCUUUCGCCAGCUCCACAAAUAAAAGUAUGACUUUUGACGGGCGUCUGGUAAAGAAGAUCUGGGUUCCCGAUGUGUUCUUCGUCCACUCCAAGAGAUCUUUUAUUCAUGACACAACCACAGAAAAUAUCAUGCUGAGAGUGUUUCCUGAUGGACACGUUCUAUACAGCCUGAGGGUCACUGUAACAGCAGCCUGCAACAUGGACUUCAGCCGUUUCCCGCUGGAUUCCCAAACCUGCUCCCUCGAACUGGAGAGCUACGCCUACACUGAUGAGGAUCUGAUGCUGUACUGGAAAAGUGGAGAUGAGUCUUUGAGCAUAGAUGAGAAAAUCUCCCUCUCCCAGUUUCUUAUCCAGAAGUUUCAUACUACCUCUCGACUGGCGUUUUAUAGCAGCACAGGAUGGUAUAACCGUCUGUAUAUAAACUUUACGCUUCGCCGCCACAUCUUCUUCUUCCUGUUGCAAACUUAUUUCCCCGCUACACUGAUGGUUAUGCUAUCCUGGGUAUCCUUCUGGAUUGAUCGCCGGGCCGUUCCAGCCAGAGUUUCACUUGGUAUUACCACGGUGCUCACCAUGUCUACCAUCAUCACUGGGGUGAACGCCUCUAUGCCCAGAGUUUCCUACAUCAAAGCUGUGGAUAUUUACCUGUGGGUCAGUUUUGUAUUUGUGUUCCUAUCUGUCUUGGAAUAUGCGGCGGUCAACUAUCUGACCACAGUCCAGGAGAGGAGAGAGAGGAAGCUCAGAGAACGUGCUAGAGAACAGUCAUUGCCCUGCACCUGCGGUAUGUCCCACACCAGGUCCAUGAUGUUGGAUGGGACCUACAGCGAAGCUGACACCAACAGCUUGGCUGGCUACACAGAAGCCCCAAUGGUUCCAGAGAUGGUGGUGCCAGAGAAACAGGAACAUAUGGUGGUUCACUUGUCAGUUAGCAAUGAGUCCAACACCAACAAGAAGAAGGGCAUUCGCGGCUUACGCAUUAUACAGAACACGCACGCCAUUGAUAAGUACUCCCGUUCGAUCUUCCCAGGAGCCUAUAUAAUUUUCAACAUUAUUUACUGGUCGGUUUACUGCUGAUCACGCUUCGGCUAAAGUAUAUGCUGGAGU